Molecule: messenger RNA, 2466 nt
Organism: Kazachstania africana CBS 2517
Lineage: Eukaryota; Fungi; Ascomycota; Saccharomycetes; Saccharomycetales; Saccharomycetaceae
Gene: LAS21
Product: mannose-ethanolamine phosphotransferase LAS21
Exons: 1
Coding region: 1-2466 (821 amino acids)
Biological process (GO): GPI anchor biosynthetic process
Cellular component (GO): endoplasmic reticulum membrane
Source: RefSeq, a predicted model, not a curated record
AUGAGAGGAAUUUUGGGCUUUGUGUUGGUGGCUCAGCUUCUUAGUGUUCUUCUAUUUGCUAUAGGAUUCUUUCCUCAGAAAAAUGUGAUGAAUGGUAAUGCAACCUUUUCUAUCAACAAAAAAUUGCAAGAAGAAACGAAACAGCCGUUUAAAAAAUUGGUACUAAUAGUGAUUGACGCCCUAAGAAGCGAUUUUUUAUUCGAUGAAUCGUCUUCUAACUUUCAUUUCGUCCAUUCAAAGCUAAAUUCAGGUGAAGCUUGGGGUUAUACGGCGUAUUCUAAUCCACCAACAGUUACGUUACCAAGACUAAAAGGCAUAACUACUGGUUCCACUCCAAAUUUCCUAGAUGCUCUCCUGAAUGUUGCUGAAGAUGAUUCCUCUUCAAACGUAAAGGAUCAGGACUCCUGGCUCAAACAAUUCCACUCAAAAGGCUAUAGAAUGAGGUUUUUUGGUGAUGAUACUUGGUUGAAGCUAUUCCCACUAGAAUUUUUCAAUGAUUAUGAAGGGACCAAUUCUUUUUUUGUGAGUGACUUCGAACAAGUCGAUCUUAAUGUGACGAGGCAUAUCCCCAGACAGCUUGAGAAAACUGAAGACUGGGAUGUGCUAAUUUUACACUAUUUGGGUCUCGAUCACAUAGGCCAUAAAGGUGGUGCGAAUUCUAAAUUUAUGCCAGCAAAGCACCGUGAAAUGGACCAAAUAGUUGGUAAGCUUUAUGAUAAUCUAGAUGAAGAUACCCUACUAAUUGUUAUGGGCGAUCAUGGAAUGAAUGAUGCAGGAAACCAUGGUGGUUCUUCAGCUGGUGAAACUUCAGCUGGUUUAGUAUUUUUUUCAAAAAAAUUAAGCAAAUUCAAAAUCCCUAUACGACAACUCAACGCCAGACUACCCAUAACAUCAAAUAGUUCUGAUUAUCAGUAUUUGACACAAGUACAACAAAUGGAUUUAGUACCUACGUUGGCUGCCUUAUAUAACGUGCCUAUUCCAAAAAAUAGUGUUGGGGUAAUUAUUCCAGAUUUUUUGCAACUAUUAGAUCCAAAUAUCAUAGAUACUAAGCUUUUAGAAAACUACAAGCAGUUGCUUGAAUUGUCUAAAGUUGAAUAUGACGAUGAACUUUUCAAUUUGAAUGUUUUUGAUUUGGAAAAAAGAAGCGAGUGUCAGAGAAUAAUGAAAACUCUUCAAGAAAAACUGAUUGCAGCAACUACUGAAUACGACUACACCAUGCUUGCAAUUGGUUGUUUUAUGUCACUCGUCCUGACAUUAGUUAUGGCCAUUUUUUCCUUCUUUCAAAUGGCCUCAAAUAAAUAUUUUUUUGCAUCCGUCUUACUUGCCUCAAUACUUGGGUUUUCAUGUUUUGGCAGCAGUUUCGUUGAAGAGGAGCAUCAGAUUUGGUGGUGGGUAAUUACCGGCUGCCUUUUUAUUAGUGCUGCUAAAACCAUGCAUUAUUUUGAACACUCUGUUAUACUCCUCUGCUUGAGAUUGAUCAGAGGUUGGAAUAAUACUGGCCAAAAGACAGUAUAUCCUUAUGUCAUUUCAAAAAUUCUAGAAGAAAAUAGUACACUUCAAUGGAACUUGAACGCCCUUACUUUUUUCGUUAUCUCAUUAAAUGGUAACCAAAAUUCUAUGUGGGGGUUCAUAUCAUCUUCCACACUAGGAAUUUUGUGUUUAGCGUAUAAAGCUACCUGGGCAGUUGUAAACAAGGAGAUAGUUCCAUGGUACAUCCAAAAUAUUAUGGAUAACUGUGCCUCAUUCUUCCAAGAUGGCAACAAGAAAGAUUAUUCUUCGACUUUAAUUCCUAUGGCAAGUUUCUUCCUUCAUAGUGUAGCCGCAAUAAUUUUUUUCACUUUAUUGUGGGGAAAGUUCAAUAAACAUCAUCCAUCAUUUUCAUUGAAGUGUAUCUCGAAAUAUGUUACAAUAUUAAUGAUGUUUCUUUCCUCAUCGGUAAAUAUACCGCAAUUCUUAAUAUUUGAGAUAAUGAGAUCCUUUAUCAGUAAAAUUUUGAAAAAACACUAUAAUUCGAAUAUCUAUCUAACAAGUUUAAUUUCCUUGUGCUUACAAAAUUUUGCCUUUUUCCAAUUUGGUGGUACUAACUCAAUUGCAACAAUUGACAUAUCUAAUGCAUAUCAUGGGAUAUCAGAAAACUACAAUAUUUACGUAAUUGGUGUUUUGAUGGUGCUAUCUAACUUUGCUCCAUCCAUAUACUGGGCUAUGUUCUCGUGGGACAUUAUUUAUGACAUUAAAGAAACCAAUUUUAAUAAAUGGGCCAGUUUUACCAAGAGUAAAAUUCCAACGAGCUUAUUCAACUGUAUCGUUGGAUUGUGCUUGAUGCUAGCUUGUGUCAUGUUCAGGUACCAUCUGUUCGUCUGGAGUGUGUUCAGUCCGAAGCUCUGCUAUUUUGUUGGAUGGAAUCUUUUCAUGAAUGCAAUAUUUGGAUGGGUACUCGAAGUUUUACUACUUUCCAUAACUAAUUAA